Dama dama (fallow deer) is the source of this 2497-nucleotide messenger RNA. RefSeq names its product catechol-O-methyltransferase (gene COMT). The record is from RefSeq and is a predicted model, not a curated record. Gene Ontology annotation, biological process: catecholamine catabolic process; developmental process; dopamine metabolic process. Bases 225 to 1088 code for a protein of 287 amino acids. Gene Ontology annotation, molecular function: magnesium ion binding; catechol O-methyltransferase activity. Gene Ontology annotation, cellular component: axon; membrane; dendrite. The transcript has 5 exons. Lineage: Eukaryota; Metazoa; Chordata; Mammalia; Artiodactyla; Cervidae.
CUGUUGCCAGGAAGGAAUCCAGUGCUUUUUUAGAUGUGAGACGGUGCCAGCACUGGGCUCGUAAAAUCAGCUCCUGAGAAUAACUGACUCUCUGAAGACCUGUCCUGCCGGUUCUCCCUGAGCACUGAGGGCCUCGUCUCUGGUCCCCACCCUGAACUCCUUCAGGGGGUGCUGGAGGUCAGCAGCUGCAGGGGCACGUGACUUAAUCCUUGUGGAGGCAGACGAUGCUGGAGGCCCCGCCCCUGCUGCUGGCCGCUGGUGCCGUCGGCCUGGCCCUGCUCGCACUGCGGUGGCUGGCCCCACUGGACCUGCGGCUCUUCGGCUUGGCCUUUAUCGGCUGGAACGAGUUCAUCGUGAGCCCCGUCCGCAACCUCCUCAUGGGCAGCAGCAAGGAGCAGCGCAUCCUGCAGCACGUGCUGCAGCACGCGGUGGCCGGGGACCCGCAGAGCGUGGUGGCCGCCAUCGACGGCUACAGCUCGGAGAAGGAGUGGGCCAUGCACGUGGGCGAUAAGAAAGGCCAGAUCGUGGACAGCGUGCUGAGGGAUCAGCGGCCAUCAGUGCUGCUGGAGCUAGGCGCCUACUGCGGCUACUCGGCAGUGCGAAUGGCCCGCCUGCUGCUGCCUGGCGCCCGACUGCUCACCAUCGAGCUUAACCCCGAAUAUGCGGCCAUCACCCGGCAGAUGGUGGAGUUUGCAGGCCUGCAGGACAAGGUGACUGUUGUUCUUGGAGCGUCCCAGGACAUCAUCCCCCAGCUGAAGAAGAAAUAUGAUGUGGACACUCUGGACAUGGUCUUUAUUGACCACUGGAAGGACCGCUACCUGCCAGACACGCUUCUCCUGGAGGAGUGCGGCCUGCUGCGGAAGGGGACAGUGUUGCUGGCCGACAACGUCAUCUUUCCUGGGGCGCCUGACUUUCUGGAGUAUGUGCGCGGGAGCAGCCGCUUUGCGUGCUCACACUUCAGCUCGUACCUGGAGUACUCCAAGGUGGUAGAUGGCCUGGAGAAGGUCGUCUACAAGGGCCCGGGCGGCCCCGUGCAGGAUCCCCCGCCACUCCCGGCCCUGAAGGGUGAGGCGGCCCCAGCCCUGUAGCGCUGGCCUGUCCUCAGGCCAGCAGCCCCGUGGCCGCCUCUCGUCAGCUCCAGGCUGUCACGCUGGCCUGCCCCAAGCAUGCCCAGCUCCCCUUCCAGAAUCGUGGCAGUACAUCUAGAAGGUGCCUGCCUGUGAAGACCAGGUAGGCAAGCAGUGCGCGUGACAGUGUCGCGUGCGCGCACACACACACACACACACACACACACACACACACACGUGCGGUGUCACACACUCAUAGCAUCUCAGCCUCACCAUCUCACACACACACACUCUCUCCCCCCACCUGGCUCUCCUCCCUUUCUCUCUCCCCCCUCUCUGUCUCUCUCCUCUCUCCCCCCACCCCUCUCUCUCCUCUCUCCCCCCACCCCUCUCUCUCCUCUCUCCCCCCAUCCCUCUCUCUCCUCUCUCCCCCUCCCUCCUUCCCUCUCUGUCCCCCCCCACAGUCCGCCCUCUGCGGGCGGGCACCUGCGCUCUGCCAUCACCAGGUGGCAGCAGUGCCUCAGUGAUCACCUGCCCCCCCCCCCCCGCACCACCCCCAAAACACACCCUCCUUUCCCCUGCUUUUUAAGAAUGAAAUGCAACUUUUCUACAAUCAGCCGCUACCAAUCUCACAGACUAACACCCUGUUUAGAAGACAGUAAGGUAGAAAUUAAGGACCUGAUUCUUUAGGUGAGACAGAACCCGAGUGCUGCUCCAUGUGCCCCCAUGUCCCAGCUUCGCACCAGGCACCUGCCGCUCCCCUCGGCCGCUGCAGACAGCCCCACGGGGAUGUCUGCGGGCCGGGCUGAGCCCCACUGGGGACCCAGGUGACCCGCAGGCCGCUCUGAGCAACCAGUGCUGGGCCAGGUCCGGAAUGCCCAGCACCCGGCCUCUCGGGUCUGGUGUGGCUCUGGGCGAACUGCGUCCCCGUCCCACUCGGCCUGGUCUGGGGAUGAGAUGGCGCAGUCGGAGCAGCUGCUGUGCUUCUGUGGUGGCCCGGCUGCCCGUGACGACGUGGUCGGCCGGCGCCCACUCACGUCCACAGGCGCCCGUGGCCCCGACGCUGGCCCUCCAGCCCCAAGGCCCUCAAGUGGCCGGCUGGACCUCUGGCCGACUCAGAGGCUCUCCCGGGUCCCUCACCCCGAGAUCACCCCUUCUGGCCAAGUCCGCCUGUGCCUAAGACCAGCCACAGACGUCGGGGCCCUGCUAACUACCCGGGAUCGAGCCCACACACUGUGUGUAGAGAGGAGCCACAUGGGGGACACAUCCCGGGGGCCUGGAUGCAGUGGAUCCCCACGGCGGCCAGCAAACAACAGGGGAGUGGCUUGCGGACGGAGACAGACAUGGGAAGUUCCUUUGUUGCUUUUUAUAAUUUUUAAUUUUUCUUACAAAAUUUAGAUGUUUACCAAUACAGUCUUAGUUUGGUUUUA